Molecule: messenger RNA, 1560 nt
Organism: Amborella trichopoda
Lineage: Eukaryota; Viridiplantae; Streptophyta; Magnoliopsida; Amborellales; Amborellaceae
Product: actin
Source: RefSeq, a predicted model, not a curated record
AGAGAGGUUUUCUUUCGAGGCGGAGCUCUCAUUUGGCGUUCUGUAAACCAGAAGAUUAGGCUUCUAGCUCGAGCAACCAAUAAUUAGGGCAUUUUUCUUCAAGGUUGUAUAAGAUGGCUGAAACCGAGGAUAUCCAGCCCCUUGUUUGCGACAAUGGAACUGGAAUGGUCAAGGCUGGAUUCGCAGGAGAUGAUGCUCCAAGGGCCGUCUUCCCAAGUAUUGUAGGACGACCUCGCCACACAGGAGUGAUGGUGGGCAUGGGCCAAAAGGAUGCAUAUGUUGGAGAUGAGGCUCAAUCCAAGCGUGGUAUCUUAACCCUGAAGUACCCAAUUGAGCAUGGCAUUGUUAGCAACUGGGAUGACAUGGAGAAAAUCUGGCACCACACCUUCUAUAAUGAGCUUCGAGUUGCACCAGAAGAGCAUCCAGUUCUCCUUACAGAGGCCCCACUUAACCCAAAGGCCAACAGAGAGAAGAUGACUCAGAUUAUGUUUGAGACGUUCAACACCCCUGCCAUGUAUGUUGCCAUUCAAGCCGUGCUGUCACUCUAUGCUAGUGGUCGUACCACUGGGAUUGUGCUGGACUCUGGGGACGGUGUAAGCCACACAGUGCCCAUCUAUGAGGGGUACGCCCUCCCACAUGCUAUCCUCCGUCUCGACCUUGCCGGUCGUGACCUUACCGACGCACUCAUGAAGAUCCUUACUGAGCGUGGAUACUCUUUCACCACCACUGCCGAGCGUGAAAUUGUCAGAGAUAUGAAAGAGAAGCUUGCAUACAUUGCCCUCGAUUAUGAACAAGAGCUUGAGACUGCCCGAACAAGCUCAACUGUUGAAAAGAGUUAUGAAUUACCUGAUGGUCAGGUAAUAACUAUUGGGGCUGAGCGAUUCCGAUGCCCCGAAGUUCUCUUCCAACCGUCCAUGAUUGGAAUGGAAGCGGCUGGCAUUCAUGAAACCACUUAUAAUUCAAUCAUGAAGUGUGAUGUUGAUAUAAGGAAGGAUCUCUAUGGGAACAUAGUGCUCAGUGGUGGGUCAACCAUGUUCCCUGGUAUAGCAGACCGUAUGAGCAAGGAGAUCACCGCACUUGCGCCUAGUAGCAUGAAGAUUAAGGUUGUUGCUCCACCAGAGAGGAAGUACAGUGUUUGGAUUGGAGGGUCUAUCCUAGCCUCUCUUAGCACCUUCCAACAGAUGUGGAUUGCAAAGGCCGAGUAUGAUGAAUCUGGGCCUUCAAUUGUGCACAGGAAGUGUUUCUAGAGUGGAGGAGAGUAUUUCAAAUGUGCUGCUUGCUUUUGUGUUUCUCUCUAUAUCUCUUGUUUCUUAAUGUCGUCAGAUGACAAUAUAAUAUGGCAAGAUUUCGAGUGGGAAUCUGCAGCCCAUUUUUUCAUUAUUUGAAGAGUUGAAGUAGUGGACACCAUGGAUGAUAUGUAAUUGCUAUUGCAUUCCUUUGAGGCAACCACUUCUCUCUCUCUCUCUCUCUCUCUCUCCAGAGGUUUUGCCAUCCAAAGGAAAUGUAAUUCUUGUUUAGAAGUUUCUUUAUUGUCAGAUGCAUGUUUUAAAAGUUUUAAAA